Messenger RNA from Periconia digitata, 3636 nucleotides. Lineage: Eukaryota; Fungi; Ascomycota; Dothideomycetes; Pleosporales; Periconiaceae. The record is from the annotation of a GenBank genome assembly.
AUGAUCACAGCCGCCCAGCGCACACGAUUGCUCACGGCCCUACCGCUUGGACGUCCCUCUCACCUAUGCACUAACAGCCCUGCGCUGUGUACCCGCCACUCCACCCCAGCGUCCGCUUCAAUUGCGCCCAUCACAGCCGCUUCACACCAGCAAACCAAGACACCUUUAGCUUCCGGCUCUCCACGACCACUAGCUACCCUUCUGUCCGUCUAUAAAUCGCCGCAACCGUCGCCAGCGUCUGCCUCUGCCACCUCUGCUCCCCCGCGAGCUCAAUUGACAUCUCGCAAUUCUGCUCGAGCAUUCCACACCACCACCGCCGUCUUCAGCAUGGGAGAAUCUCUAGGGCGACAUGUCGCCAGAACCAGGAUAGAAGACUUGGAGCGCCCCGCUCUUGACGAUCGCUCCUACAGAAUCACUACCCUCGCGAACCAACUCGAGGUCCUUCUCAUCCAUGAUCCCAAGACCGACCAGGCAAGCGCCGCCCUGGACGUAAAUGUGGGCAGCUUCAGCGACUGGGAAGACUUGCCCGGUAUAGCACAUGCGGUCGAGCAUCUGCUUUUCAUGGGAACCGAGAAGUACCCGGAAGAGAACAACUACAACAAAUACCUUGCCUCGCACUCGGGACACUCCAACGCUUAUACCGCUGCCACCUCGACCAAUUACUACUUUGAGCUCGCUGUAUCACAAUCGAAUAACAGUGGGACAUCUACGCCAAACCCCACCUCCGAGCAACUACCCGAGUCCAAAGAGCAAUCGCCUUUAUGGGGCGCUCUCGAUCGUUUCGGGCAAUUUUUCAUCAGCCCCCUCUUCCUCGAAGAUACCGUCGAUCGCGAGCUCAAAGCGGUCGAUUCGGAGAAUAAGAAGAAUCUUCAAAUCGACACAUGGAGACUGCAUCAGUUGAACAAAGCUCUUUCGAACCCUAAGCAUCCCUAUAACCACUUCUCUACUGGAAAUUGGAAAACUUUGCAUGAUGAUCCGAUAGCACGUGGCGUGCAGAUUCGCGACAAGUUCAUGGAAUUCCAUGCGCAGCAUUAUUCGGCAAACCAGAUGAAGCUUGUAGUGUUAGGUCGCGAAAGCUUGGAUACUUUGGAAGAAUGGGUCGAGGAAAUAUAUUCCAAGAUCCCGAACAAGGAUUUGCCCAACAAGCGGUGGGAUGAUGUUCCCGUGUAUACAGAGAAAGAACUCUUGAUUCAGACAUUCGCUCGGCCAGUGUUUGAGACACGGACCAUAGAGCUUUCGUUCCUCUACCGCGACGAAGAUGAAUUCUAUGAAUCGCACCCAUCGCGCUAUCUAAGUCAUCUCAUUGGUCACGAAGGGCCUGGAAGCAUACUCGCAUACAUCAAAGGUAAAGGAUGGGCCAACGGCCUUGGUGCUGGUGGCUCUACAAUGUGCCCUGGCAGUGGCCUAUUCCAGAUCAAGAUCAAACUAACCGAAGAUGGUCUCCGCCAUUAUAAAGAAGUUGUGAAGAUCGUAUUCCAGUACAUUGCCAUGAUACGUGAGCAUGAGCCUCAACAAUGGAUUGUGGAUGAGCAGAUCAAAAUCAGUGAAGUGGAAUUCCGCUUUAAAGAAAAAAGCCCGCCUAGCCGUACCACUAGUGCUCUCGCAUCUGUCAUGCAGAAGCCUUAUGACCGUAAAAUGAUACUCAGCGGACCCGCUGUGGUUCGAAAGUUUGACGCCCAACGCAUCAGCGAGGCUAUGUCCUACCUUCGCCCAGACAACUUCAGGUUCACAAUCGUUAGCGAAAACUCCUCCGUGGAGUGGGACCAGAAGGAGAAAUGGUACGGUACUGAGUAUAAGACGGAAAAGAUCCCUGCGGAAUUUAUACAAGAGGUCAAGGAUGCUUUUGAGAGCAAAUCACGCCCCUCCGAACUACACCUACCACACAAAAACGAGUUCAUUCCCAAUAAGCUAGAAGUGGAGAAGAAGGAGGUAUCACAGCCACUCAAAGCGCCCAAACUUCUCCGGAAUGAUCCUUCAGUACGAUUAUGGUGGAAGAAGGACGACCAGUUCUGGGUCCCUAAGGCUAACGUUCACGUUCAUCUGCGAACUCCUAUUGCGUACACAACAGCACGGACGAGCUUGAUGACUAGUGUCUAUCGUGACUUGGUUAACGAUGCGUUGGUAGAGUAUGUCUACGAUGCAGAGCUUUCAGGUCUUGUGUACGAAGUUUCCUGCGGCAGGACUGGUAUAAUGAUCUCCGUUGAAGGCUACAAUGACAAGCUUCAUGUGCUGUUGGAGAAGCUGCUCGUUCAAUUCCGAGACUUGGAAGUGCGGGACGAUCGCUUUAAGAUCGUUCACGAUCGCGAAACACGCGACUUCCGCAACUGGAAUUAUCGCCAGCCUUAUCAUCAAAUCGGAACCUACGCCCGGUAUUUCCGAAGGGACGGCGUCCACACGAUGGAAGAUGUGGCAGACGAACUAGAGACCAUUACGGCUCAGGACCUUCGUGAAUUCAUCCCCCAGGUAUUGAGGCAACUCCACAUCGAGGUUUUCGCACAUGGCAACUUGUACAAGGAAGAUGCCCUCAAGCUUGCCGAUCUAGUUGAACAAACUCUCCGUCCGAAGAUACUUCCUUUGAGCCAAUACCCCAUCACCCGCAAUUUCAUACUGCCUCCUGGAAGCAACUAUAUCUACGAGCGUCAGCUUCAAGACCCUGCCAACGUCAAUCACUGCAUCGAGUAUGGUCUCUACAUUGGUGACCGCCGUGACGACUUGACCCGCGCCAAAAUCAGUCUUCUAGCCCAGAUGACAGAUGAACCUGCAUUUAACCAGCUCCGCACCAUCGAACAGCUCGGCUAUGUCGUGUUCUCCGGUCCAACCGCCGGUGUCAUCUACGCCGGUUACCGCGUCUUGAUUCAGAGCGAGAAGGAUUGCAGGUAUCUGGAAGGCCGUAUCGAAAACUUCCUCACACAGUUCGAAUCGACGCUCGACAACAUGUCGGACGAAGAGUUCGAAAAGCACAAGAGCGCCGUCAUCUCACGGAAGCUCGAGAAGUUCAAGAACCUUGGUUCAGAGUACGAGUCCAUGACCAACCCUAUGGCGUCAGACAUAUACGAGUUCAACUUGAACGAAACCGACGCCACAAACGUAGAAACCCUAACCAAACCCCAAAUGCAAUCCUUCUACAAACACCACAUCACCCCGACCUCCCCGCACCGCGCAAAACUCUCAGUCCACCUCAUCGCCCAAGCAAAACCAAAACAACCCUCCCUCCCAGACCUCCUCAAACAAGCCCAAUCCGCCCUCGACACCAUCCUCAAAGCCGAGAAAAUCACCCCACCCACCGACGAUCCCGCCUCCACGGUCCUGAAACCCCGUCUAGACGCCGUGAAGGCGCCAAAGGAAAUCAAACCCGUCAUCGAGACGUACUUCAUCGAGGAUUUGGGACUGGACAAGAGCAAAGCGGACAAGGUCGUUGACGAGGUCAUGGCUGCGUUGGGGCUUGCCGAGACGGGGAUUGCCGGGAACUUGGACGCUGCUGAUGGAAAGGACAAGGACGGCGGCGAAGCUGUGGGACCUGGUAAACCGGUCUUCAUUACAGAUAUCCCGGCUUUCAAGGCUGGGCUGCUGGUUAGCACGGGCGUCACGCCUGGUGCGAAUCUGGAUCGGUAUAUGGAGGAUGCGGCGAAGCUGUAG